Molecule: messenger RNA, 1608 nt
Organism: Helianthus annuus (common sunflower)
Lineage: Eukaryota; Viridiplantae; Streptophyta; Magnoliopsida; Asterales; Asteraceae
Product: zinc finger MYM-type protein 1-like
Exons: 3
Coding region: 1-1608 (535 amino acids)
Source: RefSeq, a predicted model, not a curated record
AUGGCAAAUCCAAAGGUGACGGUUAUCGGUGAUGGGGUAUUGAAGAUCCGGCGAUGGUGGUGGUUGUUGGGUUUCGGCGAUGGUGAUGGUUGUUGGGUUCUGGUGCCGGUGAUGGGUAUUGCAGAUUCAAGGGCGGCGGUUGUCGGUGAUCAGUAUUGCAGAUCCAGAGGCGGCAGUUGUCGGUGCUGGGCAUUGCAGAUCCGGCGAUGGUGGUGUUUGUUAGGUUCCGAUGAUAGUGGGGUGAUGGUGGGGCAAUGGUGGGGGUUGUUGGGCAGGGGCGGACCCACCACCAUGCCAAGGAGCCACUUCGGAGAUGGUAGAGACACAUUUGUGAGCGGUGGGUAUAACAAUUGGAAAAAGGUACAUGCGUCACUUAAAAAACAUGUUGGUUUAGUUAAUAGUCUACACAACAAAUGUUUCCAAAAGAGUGCCGAUUUAGUUAACGAAAAUCAAGCGGUACACACACAAUGGGACAAUAGGACCCCUAAGGAGAAACGUGAAUACCGACUUAGACUUAGUGCUUCUACUUUGCUUGGGAAAAGGUUGUUGAAUGGCGGAUUGGCGUUUCGUGGACAUGAUGAAUCAAAAGAUUCAUUAAAUAAAGGCAAUUUCUUAGAGCUUUUAGAACUCAUGGGUGAAAUGAAUGAAGAGCUUGCUAAAGUUAUCUUAGAGAAUGCACCCGCGAAUAACCAAAUGACAAGUCCUAAAAUUCAAGCGGACAUCAAACAUUGUUAUGCUCAAGAGGAACAAAUGGCAGUUGUUAUUCGUUUUGUUGAUAAAGUUGGGAUUGUUAAGGAGCGUUUUAUUGGGCUUGUUCAUGUCAAAGAGACAAGCGCAAUAACACUUAAAACGGCUAUUGAUGAUAUAUUGGCACGUUAUGGGUUAAGUUUGAAAAGGAUUAGCGGCCAAGGCUAUGACGGGGCAAGUAACAUGUCGGGCGAGUUUAACGGCCUAAGGGCUCUAAUCUUAAAGGAAAAUGUUUCGGCUUUUUAUAUUCAUUGCUUUGCACACCAACUUCAACUAGUUGUUGUGGCGGUGGCUCACAAACACACACCAAUUUGGAGAGUUUUUGAAACAAUAACAUGUUUAACAAAUGCCGUUUGUGCAUCUUCUAAAUGGCAAGAUAUGCUUCGUGAAAGCCAAAGAAGGCAAUUGGAAAAAAUGGAAGAUGUACUUUGUACCGGAAGUGGGUUGAACCAAGAAAUGACGCUUUCAAGGCCCGGGGAUACAUGUUGGAAUUCCCAUUACAAGACACUUUCCCGUUUAAUUUCUUUAUAUCCAAACAUUAUGGAAGUUCUUGGAUGGUUAGUAGAAACGGGUCAAACUCUUCCUUGUAGUAGACAAGCGGACGGACUUCUAGAGGAUAUGAAAAAAUACGACUUUGUAUUUUACAUACACUUGAUGGAGCAUAUUCUAAACAUCACACAUACGUUGUCCCAAUGUCUUCAAAGAAAGGAGCAAGAUUUGAUGAAUGCGGUUAAAUUGGUUUCUUCCACCAAAAACCAACUUGAAAAGUUUAGGUUGGAAGGUUUUAAUGAGUUCUUGGAGAAGGUUAACUCAUUUUGUGACAUGUAUGAACUUGAGGUGAAAAAAUUGGAUGAUGAAUAG